UCUAAUGUUCUGUGAAGGCUGGUCAGCUUUUCUUCGUAACCCCAUGCAAUGGCGAGUUCGCCCGCAGCAAUAGACAACACCUUUUUCAAUAUUCCCUCAGCAGCAACAGUGACUAAUGCUUCAGCCAUUUUCACUGUUUAGAAGAGAUUGGAAGAGGGGGUGAAUGGUGGAAGAAAGAUAGAAAACAAUAAGAAUCUGUGAGAUGGUGGAACAAAGAGAGACACAAUGAAUGGAAAUGGAGAUUCAUUUGGUGGCGUGUGUAGUGGAAAAUGGUAUCGAAUCAGAAUUGAAGGUGCGCUAUCUAGUCAAAAACCCGGAAGCGCAUCCAUAGAUCCCAUCGGUGGCCAGCGGAGGGACAAAAUGAAUUAUUUGGCUUCAUAUACUUCUCCACCACGGAAUCUGCCUUGUGGAGAUCUACUUGGAAAUAGAGACGACUACCACAAAAUCUGUGUUCCUCUUUAUAAUGCAUCAAUGGAAGGUGAUUGGAAGGCUGCUCAGGACAUCUUUGACAAACAUCAACAUCUAGAUCUGGUAGGGUUUGGUAUCAGUCAAAAUUAUGAUACUGCUCUUCACAUUGCAGCAUCCACAAAAAGAACCGAGUACGGGAAACAGUUUGUAAAUAAUCUAUUGAGUAAGAUGACAAACCAACAAUUACAACUUCAGAACAUGCACCACAACACCGCACUGUGUUUAGCAGCAGAAAGUGGAAAUGUCGAAAUUGCUAAGAUAUUAAUUCAAAAGAAUAAGGCCCUGCUGGAAAUUCCUGGUAAUCAAGGAAUGAUGCCACUUCAUAUGGCAUCAAUACAUGGAAAUGACAUUGUGCGUUAUCUCUUUCACAAUUCUAGGCAGAUGACCGGUGAUCUUUGGACAGAUCAGAAUCGUAGUCAGGUUCUCCAAAACUGUGUAGAGGUUGAUAUGUUUGAUAUUGCCUUGACUAUAGUGACUGAGCGACCAGAACUUGCUCUUAAUGGGAAUGUACUCCAAGUUCUUGCUCGAAAGACGAAUGCAUUUGAACUGAAUCAUACACCGCCGUUUUACCGGAGAGCCAUACAUCGAUAUCCUGCAGAAGAACUGACUGAUGCCACGCGAUUACUUCGAAUCGUUUGGUCAAAUAUUCUGAAGUUGCCCAUCGAUACAAUUGAUGACAUUCUCAGAGGCCCUGCAGACGUUAUCAAAGGACCAUCAGACAUAAUUAUUACCAAAGAUGGAAAGAAAAAGCCAAAGCACUCUUCACGAGUACUAUUCAUAGCUGCAGAGAGGGGAAAUACUAAAUUUCUAGUUGAGCUCAUCCGUGAAUAUCCUGAUUUAGUAUGGAAGACAGACGAUAACAACCAAAGUAUAUUUCAUGUUGCUGUCUCACACCGUCAUGUAGAUAUCUACUGCCUUCUCUAUGAGCUCGGCUCAAUGCAAAACAUGAUAACAUCUCUCCAAGACGUGGAAGGAAAUAACAUGUUGCACUUAGCUGGGAAGAGGUCAAAGACAAAUAGACCUCACGAAACUUCAGCACUUGGUCUACAAGUGCAACAUGACAUGUUAUGGUUCAUGGAAGUAGAGGCUAACAUCUCUCCUUUUCACCAUGAAACGAAGAACAACAAUGGUCAAACACCAUAUGAAUUGUUCAUGCUUGAGCACAAAGAACUAUUCUCUGCACAUGAAAAAUCCAUCAAAGAGACAGCGAACCAGUGCUUGGUGGUUGCAGCGGUCAUAGCUACCAUUGGAUUCACAGCAGCUUUUACACUCCCAGGGGGUUACAAUCAAGAUAAUGAUGGAUAUAACUGCUGA
Molecule: messenger RNA, 1782 nt
Organism: Lactuca saligna
Lineage: Eukaryota; Viridiplantae; Streptophyta; Magnoliopsida; Asterales; Asteraceae
Source: the annotation of a GenBank genome assembly